AUGGCCUCGUUGGGGCCCGCUGGCUCGUUAGAUACCGAGCCUCUUAUAAGAACAAUAAAAGAUGGUGGCCUGCUCAAUAAGACCCUCAUGUCGAUAUGCGUCGCCGAGAGCAUGAACAAGACUGGAGUCAAAAGUGAGCUCCAGAACCGGAUCAUCGAGAGAAUUCGGUUAUAUGCGAACCAGAGGAACUUCACCAAGUUCGAGGCCCUAAGGAGCCUCAUAAACCGCCCGCUCGGUAAUUCCUCAUCUUCGCCAUACUCUGGAAUGGCGAACUCGUCCUCUCCAGCACGAAACACCCCAGCAGCAGUGGUGGCUCCGACCGGAUAUCCAGCCGCUGGCAGUAACUUCAAUAACGGCUUCAACAUGGGUGGAGGUGCCAAUGGCUAUCGAGGAUUUGGCCAGCUUGGAAUAAAUUUCAAGCCCAGCCCUUUCUAUACGAUCGAACAGCAACUAGGUCCUACUCAGACAUGUGAAAUCAUGCAGCAUCACCGACACACGGUAAAGAUUACGCUUCGAGCCUCAGAUCACCCAGCAUUGCAGACCUUAAAGGUUGAGCCAUCUCUACGAGUAAUGGUGCUUUGCGCCGCCGAAAAAGUUGGCCUGCAAGACAUUGCUUUCCCGCAUCAAUCUGAGAUCAAGGUCAAUACUGGGGAAGUCAAAGGCAAUCUUCGCGGUUUGAAAAAUAAGCCCGGCUCAACAAGACCUUUAGAUAUCACAAAAGAGCUUCGCUGCACCCCGAUUUCUUACUCCAAUGCGAUAGAGAUGACCUACGCAUUAACAACCAAGGCAGGUGGUGGUUUUCAAAAAUUUUAUAUGGUCUGUUACCUGGUAAGGCUGGUUCCUGUCACGCGAUUAGUCGAACGUCUCAAGGCCGGUCAGAAAAUCACUGAACAAUCGGUGCUGAAUGAUAUGGCCAUCAAAUCCCGCGAUACCGACAUCGUGACAACCGCAUCCGUGUUGUCAUUGAAAUGCCCUCUAUCGACGUUAAGGAUUAGCUUGCCUUGUCGUUCAGUAGCUUGUCGACAUAAUCAGUGCUUCGAUGGAACAUCUUAUCUACAACUUCAAGAACAAGCUCCCACUUGGCUUUGCCCGAUCUGCAGUAGAUCGGCCCCGUUUGACAGUUUGGCUGUGGACCAAUAUGUAGAGAAGAUCCUCAUCAACACACCCGACUCAGCAGAUCAGGUCACUGUUCAACCGGACGGGAAAUGGCAGCUACACAGCAAAAAUGACAACCCUUCACAAAGCAACGGCGUUGCUAGCGAUGACGACGACGACGACGAUCUCGUGGAGGUUACCAAAAACGGCGACAACGUGACGAUGGGAACCCCCCAGCCGUAUGGCUCAUUUCAAACUCCCUACAAUCAAAGAUCGGUCUCCACCUCUUCUGGUAUGCAGGGCUCAGUCAGCAGUAAACGGCCUAUCGCUGCCGUUAUCGACCUGACCUCGAGCGGCGAUGAAGACGAAGAGCCAAUCUCUAGGACUCCGAAACGCCAGCUUACGAACGGGUAUUCCGCCUCGUCCUCCGUCCCAGUCUACAGGCCUCAGCCGUCGAAUGGGUAUAAUCACCAAUUUUGA
Messenger RNA from Glarea lozoyensis ATCC 20868, 1575 nucleotides. RefSeq lists its product as uncharacterized. Bases 1 to 1575 code for a protein of 524 amino acids. The transcript has 7 exons. Lineage: Eukaryota; Fungi; Ascomycota; Leotiomycetes; Helotiales; Helotiaceae. Gene Ontology annotation, molecular function: SUMO ligase activity; zinc ion binding. Gene Ontology annotation, biological process: protein sumoylation. The record is from RefSeq and is a predicted model, not a curated record.